Molecule: messenger RNA, 893 nt
Organism: Misgurnus anguillicaudatus (oriental weatherfish)
Lineage: Eukaryota; Metazoa; Chordata; Actinopteri; Cypriniformes; Cobitidae
Source: RefSeq, a predicted model, not a curated record
AUGUUACCAAUCACGGCAUCUGUGGUAGCACUGAGAGGACUCAUCCUUAUCUGUCUGCUUCAGCUGAGUGUUCAGGAGGAUGUGAACAAAGUCGCCCUCGCUAAAAUGAUUAAGUAUUUUGACGACAAUGUUCAACCAAAGCCUGGUGCUCAGUAUGCAAUAGCGAUCCGUCUCACAAAGAAACAGUGCACAGAUGAAAAGUUUUCUGUGAUGUCUGUGUUCAGCAGACCAGAUGCUAAAAUAGUAAAAGAUAAAAUUAGUAAGGGUCAAAUAUGUGAACUCUGUACAAAGCUAAAGAAUGUAAUUGCUGCAAGGCCAAAAUCAGAAGAUCCCAAUGACCAUCCUGAGUAUCGUCUGCUGUUUUCUGAGGGUAAAUCUGUGGGUAAUUCUCCUAUGGACAAACUUUUAGAAAAAGUAGAUAAAAAUACCUGUGUGGUUUUCUAUACUUACAACUCACCACGUGUGAAUGAGUCCAUGAGUGUUAAGAAGAAUAUUUUGAGGGGCCUUUCAAACUGGAAAAAUAAGCAAAAGGAGGGAAUAAAGGUUUUUGUCUUUCAAAACAUGUGGGAAAAGGAUGUGACAGAGAAUCUAACAAACGAAAUCCAAAAGAUUGAUGUGAUAGUGCCCCUUUAUCAAUGUCCUAGAGCUGAAGAAAUGAACUGUUUUAAAUGUCGGGGUCAACAAGCAACCAGUUACUGCCAAACUGUCCCAGAUAAGACAUACUACUGAAAUACUGAUACAUAAAAUAUUGAUACUAUAAUCUCAAAACGGUUUUGAAGUUAAUGUCUUUGCUUUUCUGAUCUGAAUGCUUUUAUGUCAAUAAUAAGUCAGAACUGCAGUAUAUGUUUGCAGAUUUAUCUGCCAUAUUGUGUCUGUUACUUUUGUUGAGAGGU